CGAGAUACCUGAGUGCACUAAAGUACUUGUACCACAUGCUAUGAAUGAUUGUACUUAAUUGGGCGUGAGUGUUAGGGGGUGUUUUUAAAGAUAAUUUACUUAAAUGAUUGUAAAUAUAAAAAAAGGGCUUUGAAAGCUUUUCAAGUUACACAGGGUGUUGUUUGGCUGUCGUUUUUUCUCUGCGCUAUGAAAACGGAGCUCGGAUAUCCAGAUUUAGGGUUUUAACGGGUCAGAACUCGGAGCUCCAAAGCUCCAAAACUCCAUAGCCCAAAAGCUAGAGAGAGAGAGAGAGAGAGGUAGAUUGGAAAUCCAUGGUGGUGUGGUUUGGUUCUGGUUCUGGUUCAUGCACGUGAAGCACUGGCAUUGGCUUGCGGAAAUAGAAAGCGAAAAGAGGAAGAGUGAGAGCGAAAGAAGAUAAUGGAGACGGAGGAUGAUAUGGAGGUUGAGCAUGUCUUCGUGGCUUAUGAAAUCGACGUUGAUUACGAGUAUGAUGCGGCGAGAUACUUUGAUUUUUCAAGGGAAGAGACUGAAGCUGAAGCUCGAGAGGCUGAGUGUUGGUUUGAAACCGCUAUAAGCUAUCCACCUUCUCCUUUUGUAGCGAAGUUGUUUCUGAGGGAGGAUGUUCUACUGGAAAACGUAAACACCUCUCCGAAGCCUAAAAACAUUGAGAGUACGACUUCUUCUGUCGAUGGUGACUGUAAUUUAGGUGUGGGCCAAGAAUUUUAUGCAAUGGAUGUAACUAAUAGAGAUUGUGGAGGAACGGAAAGAGGGAUCUUUGGUAAUUUGCAAAAAGUUCUUAAUCAACCAUAUGGAUUAACUACAGGAUUGACAUUCUACAAUUACCUAACCAGUAACAAGCCAAAAGGUAAGGUUAACUCUUCUGUCAAACCAUCAUUUGUCAAGACCUCAACUUUGAUGAAGCCAACAGCAUGUCAGCUGGCCAAACAAAAUCAAGCCCCUCAAGUUGGUUCUAGAUUUCAGAUGUUAUCAGCUCAAAACAAGGAGAAGAGUUUAUGUAGUUCUUCUGGUGUUGAAAGUCAAGCUCCCAAGAGGCAAAAGCUAGAGGGAGGUCACUUGCGUAAGGACACUGAUGUGAAGCAGCAAGCUAACUUAGUACACAAGGUGCCAAAAAAGGAUGGAACCAUUGAUAAAAAUACUGCACAUUCCAAGUUGAAGCUUACUAUACCUAGAGAACCUGACCUUGAAACAGCACAUCGGGCACAGCGGAUUAGGUCUAAGAAUGGUGCAGAACCAGGACAAGUGAUACUAACUACUCAUAGAUUCAAAGCACGACCAUUUAAUAGAAAAAUUUUCGAGGCCCCUUCUCUGCCACUACCAAAAAGGAGUGCUCCGAAGUUGCCAGAAUUCCAAGAAUUUCACUUAAAGACAUCGGAGAGGGCUAUGCAGAAUGCAUCUACUGUUUCAUCAUCAUCACAGCACUGCAAAGAGUCUGAGAAGGGGCUGGAAAAAUCUAGUUCUAUUGUUGCAGAAAAUGGAAAGAGAGAUUCUAAAAGACCAAAUGUCAUGGAAGCUCCAAAGCAAGAUGGAGGAGAUGUCAUACACCAAUUUAAAGCUCGUCCGCUUAAUAAGAAGAUAUUUUCUAGUAAAAGAGAUAUUGGUGUUUUCCGAAACAGCAAGCGCGAAACCACAGUACCAAUGGAAUUUAAUUUUCAUACAGGAAAGAGAACUCAGCAUAAUCCACCAACAGAUCUUUUCAGUAAGCUCUCUCUAACAACUGAACUCCAGCCAAAUAAUGGAUCUCAGUUGAAAAUGCAUCAGCGUUCGUCUAUAACUGUAAAGGGCCCAAAAGAAAAUAGAUUGAAUUCUUUCCUGCCAGAACAUAAGAUUACAGAUUUAGUGAAAGAAAAUCCUCCUGUCUUUGGUGGAAAGCAAAUCCAAUUUGGGAGUGAUGGGUCCCUUGCAGAUGUUGGUCACAAAUUGCACAUAAGGAGUUUGGGCAUCCGCUGAGGUUGAAAGAGGGCAAUAUUUUUUGAUUGGCUUUCUAAAUGGGCAUGCUAAAUGGAAGAUAAAUGCAAAUAUAUAUGGCAUUGGCUAUCAGAGAGCAACUUAUCAAAGAUUGUCAAGCUCUCUCGCUGUAUAUGCAUCGACAGCAGUCCAGGUUAUUAUCCUUGGGCUAAGUCAUCACAAAUUUACUUUUGACAUUCCCAAAAUUUGUAGGUGUUCAGAUUCAAUAAUAUGUUGAAAGGCCGGUGUUGUACAGCCACUAGGGCCACUUACCCUCAUAGCAUCUUCUUUCAGUCAGCCACUAAUACAUGUAAUGAUUCAGAAGUUGAGGAAUAUACAUAUGCAAACAGUAUGUUCCACUUUGUUAUAAUACAUGCCGUGGAACUUGUUCAGUCU
Molecule: messenger RNA, 2361 nt
Organism: Ziziphus jujuba (common jujube)
Lineage: Eukaryota; Viridiplantae; Streptophyta; Magnoliopsida; Rosales; Rhamnaceae
Product: protein TPX2
Exons: 18
Coding region: 418-1968 (516 amino acids)
Biological process (GO): activation of protein kinase activity; regulation of mitotic spindle organization; mitotic spindle assembly
Cellular component (GO): mitotic spindle; nuclear microtubule
Molecular function (GO): protein kinase activator activity; microtubule binding
Source: RefSeq, a predicted model, not a curated record